CCCCUUUCACCAUUUCUCCUCGAAGGCUCUUCCCCCGGGCUGGGGCCGAGCCGGUCUCCACCCCCGCCUCUCCCCUGCCCCCGCCACCCUAUGGCGAGAGGGAGCCCCCUCCCCGGGGCUCCGGCGGCGGCGGCGGCGGGCUCAGGCCCGGGGUCGUCAGGGAACUGACUCGCUGACGACCCCGGCCAGAGCCUUGCGUCCCGCUGCGCCCCGCGACCCCGGCUCGGCUCCCCUUCUCCCUCUUUGGCCGGUCCGGUCCUCUGCGCGCCCCGCCGCCCGGUGCGGAGGGAAGGAGGAGGUGACGCCCCGGAUGCCCCCGCGUCACCCCUGGGAGGCCUACUGCUCCGCUGGGGAGGAAGAGGAGGAGGACACCGAAGAGGAGGUGGAGGUAGUUGCAUCAAACUGGGUGACAGGCAGAUCCAAAGGAUAUCAUGAAGUUUCCAGUCCCUUUGGAAAACCACAGAUUGUCUUUUUUACUGGAAAAGGCAAUCUCUAGAGAAGCCCAGAUGUGGAAGGUGAAUGUGCCGAAAAUGCCUACAAAUCAGAGUGUUUCUCCAUCCCAGAGAGAUGAAGUAAUUCAGUGGCUAGCCAAACUCAAGUACCAGUUCAACCUAUACCCAGAAACAUUUGCUUUGGCUAGCAGUCUUUUGGACAGGUUUUUAGCUACUGUAAAGGCCCACCCAAAAUACUUGAGUUGUAUUGCAAUUAGUUGCUUUUUCCUGGCUGCCAAGACUGUUGAAGAGGAUGAGAAAAUUCCGGUACUGAAGGUAUUGGCAAGAGACAGUUUCUGUGGAUGUUCCUCUUCUGAGAUUUUGAGAAUGGAGAGAAUUAUUCUGGAUAAAUUGAAUUGGGAUCUUCACACAGCCACACCAUUGGAUUUUCUUCACAUUUUCCAUGCCAUUGCAGUGUCAACUAGGCCUCAGUUACUUUUCAGUUUGCCCACGUUGAGCCCAUCUCAGCAUUUGGCCAGCCUCACCAAACAGCUGCUUCACUGUAUGGCCUGCAGCCAACUUCUGCAGUUUAAAGGAUCCAUGCUUGCCCUGGCCAUGGUUAGCUUGGAAAUGGAGAAACUCAUUCCUGAUUGGCUUCCUCUUACAAUUGAACUGCUUCAGAAAGCACAGUGUUGUGUUUUCUCUCUGGUCCAGAUGGAGAGCUCCCAGUUGAUCCACUGUCGAGAGCGGGUGGCCCAUCACCUUUCUACUCCGCAGUCUUCCCUGCCUCUAAAUUCCGUGUAUGUCUACCGUUCCCUCAAGCACACCCUGGUAACCUGUGACAAAGGAGCGUUCAGAUUACAUCCCUCCUCUGUCUCAGGCCCAGAUUUCUCCAAGGACAACAGCAAGCCAGAAGUGCCAGUGAGAGGUACAGCAGCCUUCUACCAUUCUCUCCCAGCUGCUGGUGGGUGCAAGCACGCCUCUGCUAAACGCAAAGUGGAGGAAAUGGAAGUAGAUGACUUCUAUGAUGGGAUCAAGCGACUCUAUAAUGAAGACAGUGCUGCAGAAAGUGUAGGUCCUGUGUUUGGCACAGAUUUAUCAAGGCAAGAGGGACAUGCUUCCCCUUGUCCACCUUUGCAGCCUGUUACUGUUAUGUAGUUUCAACGUGUGUUACCUUCCAGUGCAAACAAAGAUUGCCUACUUUGGGAACAAACUGUAAAACUAGGAGAGGCUAUGGUGGAAUGUGUACCUUAUCAGGCUGAUUUGAAGUGAGCCAGAAAAAACACACCCUCAUUUACUUAUGCAAUUAAUUAUAAUUUAGCAUUGUUUGAAAGCAAAAAAAUAUUUACCAAAACAUUUUUUAAAAGUAAAUUUCUUUGUAGUAUGUCAGUUUAUGCUCUUUCAUGCUAAAAUGUAUUUUGUUCCAUUUCAAAAAAUUGUUGGAAAAAUUCCAGAAUUAACAGCUGUAAGCCCUUUCCCCCAGCCUUGUGAUUUUUCUUUUUCUUUUGUUUUUCUAUGGAAUGCUUAAUGAAUUUUAUGCUCAUUGAUCUAUGUUUUCUGCCUUCCACUAGAUAGGUACU
Octodon degus (degu) is the source of this 2011-nucleotide messenger RNA. It is a transcript of the gene Ccni, whose product is annotated as cyclin I. The transcript is spliced from 7 exons. Lineage: Eukaryota; Metazoa; Chordata; Mammalia; Rodentia; Octodontidae. Gene Ontology annotation, biological process: mitotic cell cycle phase transition; regulation of cyclin-dependent protein serine/threonine kinase activity. Gene Ontology annotation, molecular function: cyclin-dependent protein serine/threonine kinase regulator activity. The record is from RefSeq and is a predicted model, not a curated record. The coding region runs from base 432 to 1589 and encodes 385 amino acids. Gene Ontology annotation, cellular component: cyclin-dependent protein kinase holoenzyme complex; cytoplasm; nucleus.